Gracilinanus agilis (Agile Gracile Mouse Opossum) is the source of this 1831-nucleotide messenger RNA. It is a transcript of the gene KLF2, whose product is annotated as Kruppel like factor 2. The coding region runs from base 210 to 1277 and encodes 355 amino acids. Lineage: Eukaryota; Metazoa; Chordata; Mammalia; Didelphimorphia; Didelphidae. The record is from RefSeq and is a predicted model, not a curated record. Gene Ontology annotation, biological process: regulation of transcription by RNA polymerase II. The transcript has 3 exons. Gene Ontology annotation, molecular function: RNA polymerase II cis-regulatory region sequence-specific DNA binding; DNA-binding transcription factor activity, RNA polymerase II-specific.
CCCCUAGCCCAGCCUGUCGUUCUGUCCCACUGUCCGUCAGUCACUCAGUCAGUUAGUGGGACUCGGUGCGCGCGCCUGUCAGUCAGCCAGUCAGUCAGUCAGUCACAGCCAGCCAACACAGUCGGUCGGUCCUCCCAGCCGACAACAGGGGCAGCUGGGCAGCGCCCGCACACACUCUAUCCGUCCGUCCCCCCGGACGCCCGGCGGCCAUGGCACUGAGCGAGCCCAUCCUACCGUCCUUCGCUACGUUCGCCAACCCGUGCCGGGAGCGCGGCUUCCAGGAGCGCUGGCCCCGCACGGAUCCCGAACCGGGCGGCGCCGACGAGGACCUCAAUAACGUACUGGAAUUCAUCCUCUCCAUGGGCCUGGAUGGGCUGGGUCCCGAAGGGUCUGCCCCCGAGUCCUCGGUCGCCUUCUACCCGCCACCGCCCCCCGGCUGCUACCCAGAGCCCCCCUCGGCAGCGGCCCAGCCGGCCCCGCAGCCACAGCCGCCCCCCUACGGGCUGGCUGCAGCCCCGGAGCCCCCGCCGGCCCCGGCUCCCGGCACACUGCAGGGUCGCUUCCUGCUCGCCCCGUCCGCCUUCGGGGCCUUCGCUGACGGCAUCAAGGCUGAGCCCGAGUUGGACGGCGGAGCCUUCGCGGCCGCCCUGGGUCGACCCCCGCGCUGCGUGAAGCGGGAGGGCGGCGGCGCCUGCAUGCUGGGUCCCGGGCCCAGCCCCGACACACCCCCGCUGAGCCCCGACGGCCGCAGCCCGCUCCAGGACCCCCACCCGAGGUUGGCCGCGCCGCGCCCCUUUGGGCCCCCGGGUUCCUUUGGCCCCGCCGCUUUCCCUGGGCCGCCUCCGCUGCACUACCCCGGGGGCCCCUUCGGGCUCUUCGAUGAGGGCCUCGGGCUGGCGGGCCCUGGCACCGCGGGGCCCGCUUCCCGAGGGCUACUCACGCCCCCCUCGUCGCCCCUGGAGCUGCUGGAGGCCAAGCCCAAGCGCGGCAGGCGCUCUUGGCCCCGCAAGCGGACAGCCUCACACACGUGCACCUACUCCGGCUGCGGAAAGACGUACACCAAGAGCUCGCAUCUCAAGGCGCACCUACGCACUCACACAGGUGAGAAACCCUAUCACUGUAACUGGGAUGGCUGCGGCUGGAAGUUUGCCCGAUCAGACGAGCUAACCCGGCACUACAGAAAACACACGGGGCACCGGCCCUUCCAGUGCCACCUCUGUGACCGAGCCUUUUCCCGGUCUGACCACCUGGCUCUGCAUAUGAAGAGGCAUAUAUAACUGGGCUCUCCCCUGGGCAGGCCUGUAGCUGGCACUACAUGCUGAGCCUCGAGCCAGAGACCUUUCUGAACUCUUCCCAGAAUGUGACUGGUAUUUAUUGGGCUUUUGUAAAAGGCAGGACUGUACUUGUAUACAGGGCAUUUCUUCCUCAUUGGACCCCCGACCACAGACUUAAAAAGUUUGUGCAUUAGAACCCUUGACACAGACCCCAGUGGGACUGAGAGACUGUUGGAGCCAACAGCUUUGUUGCCAGUCUCACCCAAAAGGCAGGGUUUGAGAAGAUUCCCUACUUCUUGACGAAUUUUGUAUUCAAAAUGGUGCAAUAGUAUUCUUACGUUCUCUGCCAUGGUCUACACUAGUACGAGGCUUGAUGCCUUGUAAAGAAACAUAGCCUUAACCUUACUGCCUAGAAUGAUGGAUAAUGUAAAUACUUGACAAAUAUAGUAUUAAUGUAAAUAGAAGGACAAAUGGGUGUUUUUGCCUGUUUCUGUUUUAUAUGAAAAUGAUUUCUCAAUUUUUAAGAAAUAAAAAGAAAUGUUUUGCCAUCUUUUAAA